AUGUUAUCCGACUCGCUAUACCAAUACGCCGUGAGCGACAAAAGUGUCAGCUCGGAACUUGCCGAGAACCCUAAUCAAUCGCCCGGGGAGAUUGCGAAUAGACUCUUCAAUAAGCACAAGCCUAAAGCAUCUGGAGACAACGCCAAACCACCAUCUCGCGAUGAAGUUGAGGAGGAAGAUCUCCAGCGAGCAUUAGAAUGCGGGAAUUGGGGUGGCCAACGCCCGAGUAAUCUGUUUCUAAAGUGCUACUACAAUGCUUUGCGCUCGCUUGAAAACCAGCCACUGGCUGGAUUGGUUUCACCGUGCCUGAUGGGCACGCAUGGUGUCGUCCCUUUAACUAUUAUUUCGACACUACCUGAUAUUAACCGGCACACUGCAAACUGUAUCGUUCGCGCCGAAAAGGAAGUUUUCUUGGCCACCAAUUUUUGGAUCUAUUCAGAUGCAUCCAUCAUUAUCACAAAUGCACUCCGUGAGUUGUCGAGACGAGCAGGAGAACGAAGCGACAAAGUUGUCGUCAAGAUCAUCUACGACCGAGGCAGUGUAAAGCAGCUCUAUGAAAACCAUCAAAACGUCUCGCCAAAGGAAUAUACCGGUGACAAAAUCCAACUUCCCGCACCUGAUGACAUUCCGAAUAUAGAUAUGGAAGUCAUCAACUAUCAUCGUCCGGUGCUUGGGACGUUCCACGCAAAACUGUGUACUAUUGACCGAAAAAUCGGACUACUGCAAAGUAACAAUAUCCAGGACAACGAUAACCUCGAAAUGAUGGUCCAUCUGGAAGGCCCUGUUGUGGAUGCGAUGUAUGACAUGUUACUCAUAUCCUGGGCAAAACAUACGAAGCCGUCAUUACCGAUGAUUAGUAGCCCGGCGGCCCAGCGACAAAUACCUUCACAUCAUAGCUCGCUCACCAAAGCGCAAUUACCAAACUCAACUGCAUCCGGUUCUUCGCAAAGACAGUUAGAGAUUCUUCCAGAAUCCACGAGUACAGAUCCACACUAUGAUUACAAUUUCGUUGAGGAGGCGAGGAGAGUAAACAGCCAGCUUGAUACGAGACCAGGCGAGACCAGACGAGACGCGGCAACGCGCCAUCUCAACAAAAGAACUUUAGUCCACAACAAGGAAGCAUUACAAAACCAAAAACUUCCUCAACCUAACGGACCGGAUAUUACAGAGAGCAAUAAGAUGACCCCUUACAUUGUGAUGCCCCAACACGAGCCAGUUCCAAUGGCACUGGUAAACAGAGAACCAAAUGGCUCUCCUGGCAACUCAAACUAUCCAGUGCCCCAAAACGCCACAUGGUUGGCUGCCGUCAACAAUGCCGAAAGGACCAUUUUCAUUCAAACGCCAAAUAUGAACGCAGAGCCCCUCCUGGAGCCGUUGCUCAAUGCUGUUAGGCGUGGAGUUACCGUGACUGCAUACGUGACGCUCGGCUACAAUGAUGCAGGAGAGUUACUUCCUGGCCAGAACGGUACUAACGAGAUGAUUGCUUAUCGUCUGUACUCUUCUCUUGCUAUUGAAGAGGAGAAGUCUCGGCUCAGGAUCUAUAACUAUACUGCAAAAGAUCGAAAGUCGCCUGUUCAUAAUAAAUUCAAGCAUCGUAGUAGCCAUGUCAAGUUGAUGAUUGUCGAUGAAACAGUUGCUAUACAAGGAAAUGGAAAUUUAGAUACACAAUCAUUUUUCCAUUCAACCGAAGUGAAUAUUAUGAUCGACUCUCCACUAAUUUGUAAAGUAUGGCGCGAAGCUAUAGACCGGAACCAGAACACAUCGCAAUUUGGUCUCGUUAGUUCCGAAGAUGGUUGUUGGCACCACCCUGAAACAGGUGCAAUAGCCGAAGGAACAAUAGGCCCCGAUCCUGGUAGGUUUAGCUGGGCUAGGGGUAUCGUUGGGGCUGUUCAGCGUGUUCGUGGUGCUGGUGGAUUUUAG
Talaromyces stipitatus ATCC 10500 is the source of this 1920-nucleotide messenger RNA. Its product is annotated as IQ calmodulin-binding motif protein. Gene Ontology annotation, molecular function: catalytic activity. The record is from RefSeq and is a predicted model, not a curated record. NCBI's taxonomy places the organism in Eukaryota, Fungi, Ascomycota, Eurotiomycetes, Eurotiales, Trichocomaceae. The transcript has 6 exons. The coding region runs from base 1 to 1920 and encodes 639 amino acids.